This is a messenger RNA of Blastomyces gilchristii SLH14081, 369 nucleotides long. RefSeq lists its product as uncharacterized. The annotation marks the transcript as partial. Lineage: Eukaryota; Fungi; Ascomycota; Eurotiomycetes; Onygenales; Ajellomycetaceae. The record is from RefSeq and is a predicted model, not a curated record. The transcript has 2 exons.
AAUCUUCAUGUGUUGACAGAUCUACAUUUAUCAAUAAUAGUGAACUCAAUAUUGAAUCAUUGAUUGAGAACUUGAAGAAUGCAAUAAUAAAGAAAUUAUCUGUGUCAUGUGUAACUGAGUCUUCUGCAUCUCUCUCUAUUCUCUCUAUUUCUUUCUCUGCUGCUCUCUCUCAAUCUUCUACAUCUGUCUCUGUGUCUGAUUCUCCUGCUUUUACUAUCUCUGUUUCUGCAACUCUUACUCUCACUACUUCUGGUUUUACUGUCUCUGCUUUCAUUAUUAGCUCUUCUCAUUUUAAGGAGAUAUUGUGUAGACUUAAUAAAUCAUGUUUCUCAAGAAUCACUCUCUCUCUCAACAGUGUUGAGAUUAUAA